Messenger RNA from Amoebophrya sp. A120, 1054 nucleotides. NCBI's taxonomy places the organism in Eukaryota, Dinophyceae, Syndiniales, Amoebophryaceae. The record is from the annotation of a GenBank genome assembly.
AGCUUCCAAGAAGAACGAACAUCAAGUGGUUGCCGCACCGUGUUGAUUCGUCUGCCGGGGGCGGGGAUGAAGAAAUAGUGACGGAGCUGCAGUAGAAGCACCACCGACCACCAGCAACGGCCAGCUGCGGUUGCUGUCACGAGCAGGACGAGUGCAGCAUUGAGAUACGCACCAGGUACGGACAGAGACGGGAUUUGCGAUAAUUAUAUGACCAUAAUUCUGUUCCUGUGCGCAAACGACCGAAACGCGAGCGCGACGAGUUGAAUUCGACGCCUUUUCCAGUGGCAACAGUUCUGCGAUGUUGUCUACUGUGCGUGGUCAACAUGCGGGUCAUAUGGAUAAGCAGUGCUAGCCCUCGUCCCGCGCGCGCACCGAAGCGGUUUAUUAAAUUGCACUAGUACGGCUCCACUCCGACCAACUGCAAGCUGUGGCUCGGCUUCGAUGCCGCUCCGUAGCGGCGCUCUACAUAAUAUCGUCUGUUCGCUUUGAUGAAGCAAAGUUCCGGUUCUUGACGGGAGUUGGGGCCCUUUUACGCGUACUUCGAGCAGAAGUAGGUGACUGGAUUCCAACGUAAUAAAUUAAACGUCCUCCUUCUCGAUGACGUGAAACGAAAGUCGUGCUUGCGCGGCCCCGAUAUUCUUGGAGCGCAUCAACAGCAGGUUUCGAUAUAAGUAGAUACGUCACUAUUUCUGACGACGUCCCCAGCAGGACUUCAAGUUUUCCCCAAUAAGAAUGCAGCAGCAACAAAAACUCAACUUUUCCCACCCCCGUUCUAUCGUCCUUUUUACCACCUACGCAUUUCUACUGGCACUUCUUUGCGCAAUGAAAGCCAAUGGCAGCAGCUUGAUUUUUGUCCACUUGCGGGAGCCAGUAGAUAGAUACUACCCCGAACCUUGUGUGCAUCUUGUUCCAACGUCGACCCGUCGUGCUGUUCGACUCGUUAGUUCUACUUGUUUCUCGAGUCGCACAGUAGUGCAUCAUUUUGAUCAAAAUUACAGAAGUUUUGGUUUUUUUUUCACAACGGCGGGAAAGCCAUCAGAUCAUGUAAUUCUCA